CUACAGAGCCAGCGCAAAAAGAUCUCCUAUAAAGCUGCGUUUGGAAAAAGGCGGACUGGACGGCAUCAGAUCAGGAGUGCCAUUUACGGUGAUCGGAGAGAACUGAUUUCGUAUUUAUGCUCUCGAGACGCUCAAGAUUACCGUGAAACCAUGCAAGGUGAUAAGGGGACUAUUUACGAAGAACUCAAAAUUCCACAUCUUUAUAUAACUGAUAAAAAUGGCUACAAGCGUCCAUAUCAUUACUAUGGAACAGUGCACGCAGUGGAGGGCGAUGAAUUCAGAGCAGAAGUCGUCAAACUAAACAGAUUUUGCAAUAUUCUCCCUCAUGGUUAUGUUGUAAGACAGGAAGAUUUUGAGAACCAAACAGAGUUCGAAGAGGUAUUCAGUAAGGUG
This is a messenger RNA of Ostertagia ostertagi, 393 nucleotides long. Lineage: Eukaryota; Metazoa; Nematoda; Chromadorea; Rhabditida; Trichostrongylidae. The record is from the annotation of a GenBank genome assembly.